Galeopterus variegatus (Sunda flying lemur) is the source of this 2223-nucleotide messenger RNA. RefSeq names its product solute carrier family 27 (fatty acid transporter), member 1 (gene SLC27A1). Gene Ontology annotation, biological process: positive regulation of heat generation; phosphatidylserine biosynthetic process; negative regulation of phospholipid biosynthetic process. NCBI's taxonomy places the organism in Eukaryota, Metazoa, Chordata, Mammalia, Dermoptera, Cynocephalidae. The record is from RefSeq and is a predicted model, not a curated record. The transcript is spliced from 7 exons. Gene Ontology annotation, molecular function: long-chain fatty acid-CoA ligase activity; long-chain fatty acid transmembrane transporter activity; fatty acid transmembrane transporter activity. Gene Ontology annotation, cellular component: mitochondrial inner membrane; plasma membrane. The coding region runs from base 1 to 963 and encodes 320 amino acids.
AUGGACCGGGCAGCAAAUGUGGUGCAGUACAUUGGGGAGACCUGCCGCUACCUGCUGAAGCAGCCCGUGCGGGAGGCAGAGCAGCGGCACCGUGUGCGCCUGGCCGUGGGCAACGGGCUGCGGCCGGCCAUCUGGGAGGAGUUCACGCGGCGCUUUGGUGUGCGUCAGAUCGGCGAGUUCUACGGGGCCACUGAGUGCAACUGCAGCAUCGCCAACCUGGACGGCAAGGUCGGCUCCUGUGGCUUCAACAGCCGCAUCCUGCCCCACGUGUACCCCAUCCAGCUGGUGAAGGUCAAUGAGGACACCAUGGAGCUGCUGCGGGACACCCAGGGCCUCUGUAUCCCAUGCCAAGCCGGAGAGCCUGGCCUCCUCGUGGGUCAGAUCAACCAACAGGACCCGUUGCGCCGCUUUGAUGGCUACAUCAGUGAGAGUGCCACUAGCAAGAAGAUCGCCCACAGUGUCUUCCGCAAGGGUGACAGCGCCUACCUCUCAGGUGAUGUGCUGGUGAUGGACGAACUGGGCUACAUGUACUUCCGGGACCGCAGUGGGGACACCUUCCGCUGGCGAGGGGAGAAUGUUUCUACCACCGAGGUGGAGGGCGUGCUGAGCCGCCUGCUGGGCCAGACAGAUGUGGCUGUGUACGGGGUAGCCGUGCCAGGGGUAGAGGGCAAAGCAGGCAUGGCAGCCAUCGCAGACCCCCACAGCCAACUGAACCCUAAUGCAAUGUACCAGGAGCUGCAGAAGGCCCUGGCACCCUAUGCCCGGCCCAUCUUCCUGCGCCUCCUGCCCCAGGUGGACACCACAGGCACCUUCAAGAUCCAGAAGACAAGGCUGCAGCGUGAGGGGUUUGACCCACGCCAGACCACAGACCAGCUCUUCUUCCUGGACCUGAAGCAGGGCCACUACCUGCCCCUGGAUGAGGGUGUCUACACCCGCAUCUGCUCGGGUGCCUUCGCCCUCUGAGGCUUCUCCCUGCUGGCCAGAGACUCCCAACUGGGGCCAGGAGGUGGGGCGGGUUUGAGCCACAGCCCUGCCCCGUGGGCUGCUGCCUCCCGCCUGCCAGCCUACUUGGCUGAGCUGCACCUGGCGGGGCUGGAGCGAGAACUGGAACUUUGGAGGAGCCUGCGUCUCCCUCCUGUCUUCAGGCCCCCCUGUCUGCAUCUUCCUGUCCCCUCCCUGCUUCUCGGCCUCCAUGUCGCUUCCAGUCCUUCCACGUCCCUGUUUGGCCUCAUCUCUUUCCUCUCUCUUCUUCAUCUCUCCUCCACUCUCCUGCCAAGAGCAGAGCUGCAUCCUGUGCAGGGCCCCGCUGUCCUUGGGACCUCUGUGGGUCGUCCCUGCUGGGCGCUGGAUCCAGAAUGGGGCCUCCCCACCUCCCUCUUGGCUGUGCCUUAAGGAGCCCCAGUUCAGGCCUCCCUUGGCUGCUGGGCUGCAGACAUGGCAGCCCCGUGGGGACACCAAGCAGGCCCUCCACCCUCCCUGCUGAAUGGAGGAGCCGGCAGUGGUCUGCCCAGCCCAGCCUGGGUGUGGGGGGACAUUGGCAAGGGUUCCCCAGGUCAACUGGAAACAUAACCCGGGCUGGGCCAACAGCCUUUGGCACGUCCUGGUCCCUGAUGCCCUGAAGACCCAUCUUCCCUUCUUGAUGCCCUGGAAGCUUCCAGGAUUGACUGUGACCAUUUGGAUGUCACCAUUGCCUGCCCCACUUAGAUGUCCCUUAUCAAGUGUCUCCACAGAGCUCCUGCUGGGGGAGCCCUGAAGACUGUGCUGGGUGGCUGCCCGGCCAACUGCUUCCUGUCCUUGGCAGAGCCUCUUGGUGUCCCCAUCUGGCAUGGCUGCUGGAGGGACCCAUGGGGGUGGCAGCAUGGGGUUGGAGGAGGUCUCCUGCCCCAGGUUGGCAUCUGAGAUGGCCUCUUAGGCCUCAGGGGUUCUGGCCUGUUGGAUGUCCCCCCAGUGGUGACUCCUUAGAUGUCCCCACUGGUCUUGCAGACCAUCAGUUGGUGGUGACAUCCUGGUCAGUCCUGGUGGGACGGCUCAGACAUGUCAGUGGCUCAUCUUGGACCCCUGUGCCAGCCUUGUUGGGGCUGGCCACCCAGACACCUGUCCAUCCGUCCUCCCUCAAUCGGUGGGGCCAGUGGUGAGCAACCUUUGCUGUCUCACAUGGACUUUUCCAAGCACCAAGGCUUUGUUUCCUCUUUGAUUUUAAAAAAUAAACCUGCGAGCUUCUGA